This is a messenger RNA of Prinia subflava (tawny-flanked prinia), 7784 nucleotides long. It is a transcript of the gene HGF, whose product is annotated as hepatocyte growth factor. Lineage: Eukaryota; Metazoa; Chordata; Aves; Passeriformes; Cisticolidae. Gene Ontology annotation, molecular function: serine-type endopeptidase activity; signaling receptor binding. The record is from RefSeq and is a predicted model, not a curated record. Bases 1742 to 3922 code for a protein of 726 amino acids. Gene Ontology annotation, biological process: positive regulation of protein phosphorylation; negative regulation of apoptotic process; proteolysis. The transcript has 18 exons.
UCAUGGACAACAAGUCAAAUACAUCUGCUUAACAGAAUGUGGCUAUUUUGGGCUCAGAAUGGUGAUAUGAUUAUUUUUGUUGCUUUUUGUUUAUACUUAUGUCUAUCUUUGGCAGGGAGAAAAGCAGAAGACAAAACCUGAGAAAUCCAUGUUUUAUCAGUUGCAGUGGACAAGGAUUCCACCCAAGGUUGUUGGCCAGUGGAAUACAUGUUCUCUGUUUCUCAGGUUGUACAUCUCCAAGAAAUUCCUGAAAAUUAACUUUUACUCUUGGGAGAAAAACGAGGACAGCAAAAAGAAAUCAACUAAAACACCUAGAAAUAAUGCUCAUUCCGCAACAGAAAGUAUUUUUUUCGCACAAAUGUGUUUUUCCUUUAAUACCAAAUGUUCAAAAUAUUUUCUUAACAGACUGUCUCUCAACUUGCUUUUGUCACCUUACUUUCAUUUAGUAAGGCAAUAAUUUCAAAUGGAAAUUUUAACUUUUGCCACUGGGCACAAACUGGAUAAAACGUCCCGCUCAUAUAUGUUGGAAAUACUUGAUUAAAUGUUAUUUGUGGCUUGGGAAACAACUUAAUUUUUAAGAAUAGCUGUGUCACUCAAAGGUGCUAAUCAUCAAUAUGGGCAAAGGAGUCUAGGCUGGGAAGGAGACACAUUUUUCUGACUCACGUUGCAUGGGACCACAUGUAGGUCUCUGGUUUAUUUGUGGAAGAUGGAGGGAAACAGUUUCCGCUGUUGUCACGCUCUCCUGCCAUAGAUGGUAGGUGGAUGCAUGGGAGAAAGGAACAGUUUAAAUUACAGCAAAACUUUUCCUCAAGUGUUUAUUUUCGAACACUUGCAUGUCACGAAGGCCGGUCUCAUGAUUUUAAACAAAACCCAAUGUCAUUGCUUCCAUGAGGUUAAAAUGAAGUGCAAACUGAGGAUUACAAUGACUUUGCCUCCAACAGAAGGGAGGUCAGGCAUCGCUUUGGACUGAAGCUUGUCUCCAUGGAGCACAGACAGCAGCUGAUGCUUGACCUUUAAAUUGCCCAGAGCCGCCACAAUUUUGGGGAAGUGGCAUUUGUCAGAUGGCCAAAGAGGGUGAUGGAAAGGCCAGGCUGGUGGCCGGGCGCAGCCACGGACAGGUCAGAGGAAAGGUGUUUCCUUACAGUGAAGCUGUCCAUGGGGUGGGAGAACCCCAGUGAAAUGGCUAUGGAUGGAAGUGCUGCCUUGGGAUGAGGCCAAGGGGCAGGUGCAGAAAGCGGGACGCUGUGAAGGGAGAUGUCUGCAGGGAACGAGAGGUGUGUUCCGGCUGCAGGUGAGGUGGCAAUGGGGGCUGUGAGGGGACCGGGCAGCAGCAGCCACCAGCCCCGGAGCAAGAGCUGAGAGACCCGGCCCGGCCGGGCUGCUCCUCCCGAGUCUCUGAGGGAUGGAGACAGAGAGAGGGGGAGGAGGGAGGAAGGGAGGGAGGGAUGAGGCGGUGGAAGCCCUCUCCCUGGGCUGGUUGAGGGGUGGGAGGGAAGGGAGGCAGCUCCUGAGGAGGGGAGGAGAAGAAGAGGCAGAGAGGGGAUGUUGUUAAACAGUUUCUUACCGUAAGAGGGAGUUGGGACCCAGAUCUUUCCAGUUAAUCACACAACAAACUUAGAUCAUCGCAAUAAAAACCUCGGCUCACUCUGCCUCCUCGAGUGACCGGCGGUGCACGGGGUCCCUCCGAGCAGCCAUCUCCCCUUCUCCUCCCCGCCAGCCGCCGGGGGGGGCCGCCGGCACCAUGCGGGCCACCCACCUCCUGCCAGCCUUGCUGCUCCACCAGCUGCUGCUGCUGCCCACCGCCAUCCCCGCGGCAGAGGGUAAAGGAAAAAAGAGAAAUCCUCUUCAUGACUUCAAAAAAACAGGAGAGUUGAUGCUCAUUAAAGUAAACAAAACACUGGAAGUAAAAACGAAGCUGUUAAAUACCACAGAGCAAUGUGCAAAGAGAUGCAGCAGGAACAAGGGCCUUUCCUUCACUUGCAAGGCCUUUGCUUAUGACAGAGUUACAAAACGGUGCCAUUGGUUAUCCUUCAACAGCUUGACAAAUGGUGUGAGAAAGAAGCAAGACCAUGCGUUUGAUCUGUAUGAAAAGAAGGAUUAUGUCAGAAAUUGUAUCAUUGGAAAAGGAGCAGACUAUAAAGGAACUGUAUCUGUUACCAGAAGUGGUAUCCAGUGUCAGGCCUGGAAUUCAAUGAUCCCCCAUGAGCACAGCUUUUUGCCUUCGAGCUAUCGGGGAAAAGACCUGAGGGAAAACUACUGUCGAAACCCCCGAGGGGAAGAGGGAGGCCCCUGGUGUUUCACCACCAGUCCAGAGACUCGCCACGAAGUGUGUGACAUCCCUCUCUGCUCAGAAGUUGAAUGCAUGACCUGCAAUGGAGAGAGUUACAGAGGGCCAAUGGAUCACACCGAGACAGGCAAGGAGUGUCAGCGCUGGGAUCUUCAGAGACCACACAAGCACAAAUUUCGUCCAGAGAGAUAUCCUGACAAGGGCUUUGAUGAUAAUUACUGCCGCAAUCCUGAUGGCAAGCAGAGACCGUGGUGCUACACUCUUGACCCUAACACCCCCUGGGAGUUCUGUGCAAUUAAAACGUGUGAGGAAAGCUUGGUGAACAGCACGGAGGCAGCAGCAGAGACGACGACGUGUGUCCGGGGACAGGGGGAGGGCUACCGCGGCACCGUCAGCACCGUCUGGAACGGAACCCCGUGCCAGAGGUGGGACUCCCAGUUCCCUCACAAGCACAACGUCACCCCUGAGAACUUCAAAUGCAAGGAUUUGAGGGAGAACUACUGCCGAAAUCCAGAUGGAUCUGAAUCACCCUGGUGCUUUACCACUGACCCAAAAACCCGCACUGCUUAUUGCUCCCAGAUCCCCAAGUGCGAUGUAUCAAACGAGCAAGAUUGUUAUCGUGGCAAUGGCAAGAGUUACAUGGGGAAUCUAUCCAAGACAAGAUUUGGGCUCACUUGCUCUGCAUGGGACAAAAAUAUUGAAGACUUACGUAGGCAUAUACAAAUAUUCAGAGAACCAGAUGUUAGUAAACUGAAGAAGAACUAUUGCCGCAAUCCAGAUGAUGACUUUCACGGUCUCUGGUGUUACACAGAUGAUCCUCUUGUUCCCUGGGAUUACUGCCCUAUUUCUCGCUGUGAAGGUGAUACAACUCCUACUACAACCAGCUUCGAUGAUACUGCCAUUCCCUGUGCCUCAACAAAACAUUUGAGAGUUGUAAAUGGAAUCCCAACACAAACUAACGAAGGAUGGGUGGUUAGCUUGACGUACAGGAAUAAGCAUAUCUGUGGUGGUACUUUGAUAAAAGAAGAGUGGGUUCUUACAGCAAGGCAGUGUUUCCCUUCUCGGUACAAAGAUUUGAAAGACUACAAAGCCCUGCUUGGAGUCCAUAACAUCAAAGGAAAGGGAGAGGAGAAGCGUAGACAAGUCCGGAAUAUCUCCCAGUUGGUGUACGGCCCCCCAGGGUCAGAUUUGGUCUUACUGAAACUCAGCAGACCUGCUAUAUUGACAAAUUUUGUAGAAAUAAUCCGACUGCCCAUUUCUGGAUGUACCAUUCCAGAGAAGACCAGCUGCAGUGUUUAUGGAUGGGGAUACACUGGAUUGGCUAAUUAUGAUGGCCUUCUCCAAGUAGCAAACCUGUUUAUUUUGGGAAAUGAGAAAUGCAACCAAUAUCUGAAAGGGAAGAUUACUGUGAAUGAGUCUGAAAUCUGUGCUGUGGCUGAAACCAUAGGUGCUGGGCCUUGUGAGCGAGAUUAUGGUGGUCCUUUGGUUUGUGAACAAAACAGGCUGAAGAUAGUAAUUGGUGUCAUUGUUCCUGGCCGUGGAUGUGCCAUUCGAAAUCGUCCCGGGAUUUUUGUUCGCGUCUCGUAUUAUUCCCGGUGGAUACACAAGAUUAUGAUGACCUACAGAAAACCCUGAAAAGUCAACAACUCCCACCGGAAGACUUUGGAAAGCAUGUAAUUAAUCUGUAAUGUAAAGGUCAACAAUUUUUUAAGUACUUGAUAGUCAAGUUUGUUGAGCUUCUUUUAAUAUUUAUGGAUGUUUUUGGUGUUUUUGUCUACCAGUGUUGUUUUAUAAAUGUUGGAGUGACUUACAGUAUAUGCAAGUAUGGUGACAUAUCUCCUGAAGAUACUUGAAUGGAUAAACAAUUUUGCAAAGACAUUACUGGAUGAUAAAUGGUUUUGUAGAAAUAGAUCAUAUGACCUCUUUAAUGCUGCUCUUCAGAUUAUCUUAGAAGGCCAAACACAUUAUAGUUCUACUUAACACAUCUUAUUCUUUCUAUGAGCCAUAUAUUUCUCUUCAUAUAUAACAAAAGCCCUACUGAGAGAUAUAUGCAUCUGUCACUGACAGCAUUUAUGAUCAUAUUUCUCUUCCCCCUUAUAAGAGGUCAAAGAUUUCAGUAUUUUAUUAAAAAAUCAUAUCUUUAGUAAGUAAACUUUUCAUUAUUUGUUGGACUUUGACAAGCCUGCCAUAAGCAGAGUUCUUGUAGAUGUCACUACCACUUUCUUUUACUCAGUGCUUACAGACUCUAGUUCUGCACUUGGUUCCUUCCCUGUAUAUGUAGGCCUCUAACAGAUAUCUCAAACCCCAUUUUGGUUAGCAAACUAUUGAUAAUUUUUUUAAAGUCUGAGCCUGAAAUAACUGUGGAGUUACAAUGCUAAAGACAGCAUCUUGUACAGUUUGAAAAGGUAAUCCUGAUUAGCUAUUGGAAGACUUAGGAUGUUAAAAGAAAUUUAAAUCAGAUGUGCCCAAAUCUCUCUAAACAGACAAAUAUUAAAAAUUCACUUGGUUCUAGUUAUUUCAUGAAACUCGGCAUUUACAGCAAGAAAAAGAACAGUUCAACCUAGCACCUGGCUGAGAGACUUAAGACUGUAAGUUACACAUUAAUAGUUUUUCAGAGAGUUGGGAACUUUAAUAAAACUUUAACUAGAUUUGGAAAAAAUCCUAUCCUUUGUAUAAUUCCUUUCAGGAUAAUAAAAAAAUCAAUUACAGAGAUUGUUAUGAUCUUGUAUUUAAUAUUGACAACAUCAUGGAUAGUUUAGUUGCUUGUUUCCUACCUAUAUAUAGGACAAUCAUUUUCCUUUAUGCUGACAGGGAAAGGGAACAAAAAAUCAUCAUCUACAAAAAGUGCUUGUUCUUCUGUAGGCAUUUAGUUUUAUGUCUGGAAAUACUGUACAAAUAUGUUGUAAUAGGUGGCACUGAUUACCCUUUAAUUUCUGGAAAAUUGAUAUGACAUAUAUCCAAUUGUUAGUUUUACUACUGUACAUAUAAUUGCAUAAGUAACAGCACUGUUGCUUCACUUGAGACUGUGUAAAUUGUAAAUGUUUCCAGUAGUGUUUGGUCUAACUGCAUAGCCACGAGGCUGACCCCAUGGUGUAACAUACAAAAGGACAUUUCAUGCAGAAGAUGCAGGUUUGAAUUCUGCCCUGUCAGAAAGCAACCACUUCAGGGGAGAUGUCUUGGCUCACCAAAUUUUCUUCAGCAGUGCACUUUGACUUCAAUGGGACCCAAGUAUGCUGACAUCUGGUGAGCUGGGAUGGGUUUCAGCCCACACUUAAGUGGCUUGGCUUGCUGAGAUUUGUGUCACAUAUCCAGCGGAUUCUACUGGCACGCAGGAAGAGACGUCUUUCAGCAAGCAGAGCUCCUGAAAUUCUUCCUGAUGUAAAUAGUCUCUUUGGACAAGAUGUGACUUCUCUGUACAGCAGAUUCAAGGUUGUGGAUGCUACACAGACAGUCUGUCUCCAUCUAUUCUGGCCACCUCUGAAGGCUUUGUGCUACCUUUGGCCUCUCUUACUUAGCAGCCCUAAAGAGGGCAGGAUUUAGCCUGUUGUAUUUACACUUAAUUAUUGUCAUGUAGGUGAAGAGUGUAUUCCUACGAAGUAUAUACUGACCAUAUCUUAUUGAAAGGAUUACAUUUUUAAGAAAGACUUGAAAAACUCCAAGUGAGUUUUGUUUUCAGCCACAAGUAGAAUGUGGAUAAAAUAUACAAUUCCAUGUUCACUCUUUGUAUUCUAAGAAUUGUUAUGUGCUCACUGUAUUAUAUUUGCAGGCAUUUUGUUAUGUCUAUCUAAAAAAAUCAAAUCCUAAAAUAUUUUAGUUAUAAGCUUCUGCUGUGCAGAAGACUGUGAUUUUUAUAUAUAUAUAUAUAUAUCACACACACACAUAUAUAUAUGAUAAAAAUACUGGGUUUUGUUAGACAGUGUGUAAGGAUUUUUACCUGUUUGUUCUGGGCAGUGCCUCAGUAAAAUAAAUUUUGCUGAGUUGAUGCUCCAGAACAUAACAAGUUUGUAUGCACUUGCUUACCAGGUACUUUUGCUCUCCCUGUCUCAGAAUGGAGGGCACCUGAGAUCCUGAAGAGCAAGGGAAGAGAAGAAUAAUGACAUGUGGUAAUGAAUCUGUACUUCAUUUAUUCCUGUGAAUAUUUCUUGUUGGUACCAAUGGUACCGUACCAGGCAACUGUUAUAACUACAGGACUCUCUUAAGAAAGGACACCCUAUAGGUAUUUUUUCACUGUUCUAAUUUUUUUUUUCUGUGUUAUAACAAGGGAACCUGAUCUAGUGCCCAUCUAAAUUGCUGAAAAGCCUCUUACUAACCUCAGUGGGAUUUGAAUUUUACUUCAUAAAUGUGAUUUUAAUAAGAUUAGAAUAAGGGGUACAGAACCGAAAUUCUUAUCUAAGGACAUUCUUAAACUUCACUGAAUUUCAUUUUCAUUCUCCUUGCUGUAACUAAUCCUUUAUCUCUAAAAGGUGUAAUGUCUGGAUAUAAAAUUCUGGAACUAAAACCUGAGAGCUGAUUUGGUGCAAUUGAAGUUAGUCUAAUUUAAUCACUAUUUUCUUUGGGCAUUGGAACUGUCUAACACUUCUUCCUUUUGUUAAAGAAAACAUUUUCCCUUAAAAAAGUUCCCCCUAUCUCUUUUCUCUCAUUAACCUCAUGACCCUCAGAGAAAAAUACAGCUCUCAUUGGGAAUGUACUGGUCUAGAUUUUUGCUGCUACUGCUGAAAUCUUCUUCUCUAGUGUAGGAUUUAAAUUCUCUGAGGCAUUCUGCAAUCCCUUCCUGCAGGUGAUGCCAAUGUACUUGACAGAGCUACUCACUUGAGUUAGAGCUUUUCAUAUGAGGGUCCAAACAUAUUUAUGGGGGUUAAAAUCUACUCAGGCAAAAUGUCCCUUGAAUUCAGUGAAUGUGAUUGUCAAAAGAGCAGGGCCUAAGAGUUGUUCAAUACUUUUCCACAAGGUUCCUUGUACACAGAUUCUCAGCUCCAAGGCAACCUCAGCAGGAGUAGAGGCUUUGUCAUCAUCCCUCUGGAAAGCUGGUUGUAAACCAGUAGACCCCCAUGGAGACUGUAUGAAGCCUAUUGGAUUGUUUAUUUAGCCUUGUCUCCUUAUCAAUUAUUUUCUUCCUCCCUCAUGUGCACUGGUAUAUUACUGGGUUUUUUUAAUGUUGGGGCUGCUGGCAGGAACUGACAUGGCUUUUCACCCUAAAAUUUUCCAGUGUUCCUUUUAAACAUACCCUUGGGCAUUUAUGUAUGGUGUUUUCUUGUAUGGGAUCUAACUUCAGGGAGCUGCCUGUGGAGUUUAGGGUAUGAUAAAAGUAUUUUUUCUUAUUUAAGUGGGAAAAAUAAUGCUCUCAUUAAGUACAACUUGCUGAAUGCCUAAUGAAAAGGGAACACUGUGGUUAUAACUUGUAAUACAAAUCUUCUGUAAUUAACAUCUUCAUUAGUUAAUAAAGUUGGUAUUUUUGUAACCUUGUUUACUCUUAUUAUUCUUAAUAAAGUAUUUUAUA